AUGUUGCUAUAUGUAAUACGUGGUGCUAGGAGUUUCUAUGAUCUUAAGACAACCAAUGGCACUCGCUAUGAUAUAUACAAAGCUGCAUGCAUGGCAUUGGGAUUACUUGAAGAUGAUAACGAAUGGAAUCAUGCAUUGAUGGAAGCAUCUAUUUGGGCAACAGGCCAGCAAAUGCAUGAUAUUUUUGCAUCCAUAUUAUUAUUCAAUGAGGUUGCAAACGCUCAUGAUUUAUGGCGAAAGCAUUGGACCCACUUAUCGCAAUACAAGGCACGUCAAGAAUCUGGCAACAUGAAUUUUAGGUUUGUUCAUGGAAGCCGUGUAACAGGAAAAACAUUCCUCUGGAGGACACUAACUUCAAAGUUAAGAUCCACUGGCAAGAUUGUACUUGUAAUAGUUCAUCAACAUGCAUUUGAGGCCUUCGAUCGUACAGUGAAAGAUUUGAUGAAAAGCUCUACUUUAGAUGCAAGUAACAAGCCAUUUGAUGGUAAAACAGUUGUUCUAGGUGGCGAUUUUCGGCAAAUUUUGCCAGUGAUUAUUCUUAAGGGAUCUCGUGAAGAUGUCAUUUCUGCAUCAUUGCAAAGAUCACAUUUAUGGUCCCAAUAUGUUGGAAAUGGAAAUAUAACUGGAGUUCAAAUUGAUGAGUUUGGAGAAGCAAACUGGGUGCCGUUCCCUCCUGAUCUCUUGGUGGCUGAUGAGGGUCGUGGUGUUCGGCCAUUAGUUGAAAGAAUAUUCCCAAACAUAGUUGAAAUGAUUGGGAAUCAGUCGUAUUUAUGUGAACGAGCAAUAUUGGCACCGACAAAUGAUGAAGUUGAUGAUAUAAAUGCACGCAUUAUUUCUCUUUUCCCUGGGGAUAUUCAAACGUACUUAAGUGCUGAUACUAAUAGCCAUUUAGGAGACAUGCCCCACAAUUACCAAAGCUUAUAUCCACCUUAG
Messenger RNA from Nelumbo nucifera (sacred lotus), 933 nucleotides. RefSeq lists its product as uncharacterized. Gene Ontology annotation, molecular function: DNA helicase activity. The record is from RefSeq and is a predicted model, not a curated record. NCBI's taxonomy places the organism in Eukaryota, Viridiplantae, Streptophyta, Magnoliopsida, Proteales, Nelumbonaceae. Gene Ontology annotation, biological process: DNA repair; telomere maintenance.